AACUUCGAUUGCAGUGCGCCAUUUGCACCGUCCAGCGUCGCGGCCAUGCGUCGUACUGUAUCAUCUCCUGUCCUAUUUUUACCGCUCCUUGCAGUAUGGAACCAAAUAGCCCUAGCAGCGGGCGAUCCGGCCCGCGAGCUGUGCUUCAGCGGCUGUCAGAUGUCCCUCCGGCCCCCUCACUUCAAUGACACGGGGUCGGAUAACUCCAAACUGGGCCAGGCGUGCCUCAGUCGCUUUGGAAUCUUAUCUCUGUACUUGUGCCUCGAGGUGCAUUGUGAGGGAGACCACCAGACAGGGGGUCUGGCUCAUCUUAAUCGCUCAUGCACCCAAUACCUCCAGUCCCCCCUUCCACCCUUCGAUGUCAUCGCCAACUACACUGACGAUGUCAUCUCCGAACUGCGGCACCUUCGGCGGGAGGAAGCUGUCUACGAGACAGUACUGGGGGAAGUGGUCGUUCCCACCAAGAAGCUGUUUAAACUGUCCUACGACACUCUUGACACCAUUAUAUACGUUGAGAAAUAUCACUUUCUCUAUGGAGCGGCGAUGUUUGUCUUCUGGACCCUUGUUGUCGUCAUAGGCAUGUGCAGCCGUAUCAUGUCAGCUAUUCGCGAUAUUCCGCGAGGCGAAUAUCGACCGCUCUUGGGCGGAGACCAGCUUGAAAGCGACGAGAUCUCCGCCUACAAGGGCGUCUCUGAUGCCGGUCGUCGCUGGCUGUGGCUGAAGCGACACUUGACCGUCCCAGCAGCCUUCGGAUAUAGAUGCGCGCAAAAUGUCGGAUGGUGCACCAUCCCACCAAGGAUCCAAAGCCUGACAAUCCUCGUCUUCGUCAUCAUCAAUAUCUUCUUCUGCGUUCAUGGCUAUCGAGUGUUCCCCGGAAACAUGUAUUGGCCAGAGGUUUCGCCCCAAGUAUGGCGCUACUUGUCAGAUCGCACGGGAAUUAUCUCCUUUGCCAACUUUCCCAUCAUCUGGCUGUUUGGCAUGCGGAACAACUUGCUGAUGUGGCUUACGGGUUGGGAUUUCGGAACCUUUAACAACUUCCACCGCUGGAUCGCUCGCGUCGCCACCGUACAAGCCGUCGUCCACUCGGUUGGCUAUACUGUUCUCGUUUUCAAUGACGGUGGCUGGCCUUACUUUGUCGGGUAUUGGAGCCAGUUGUUUUGGUGGACAGGAGAAUUGGCGACCAUAUUUAUGUGCCUGCUGUUGGGGCUGUCUGUUUUCUGGAUGCGCCGAAACUCGUACGAAACCUUUUUGAUCUUACACAUCGUUCUCUCGAUUCUCAUCUUGGUGAUGAUGUUGGGUCAUGUGUCCAUAUUUAAAGGACGCUUUGAUGGCUUCAUUUGGUCCUCCGCGCUAGUCUGGGGAUUCGACCGCCUCCUUCGGCUUUCUCGCGUCCUUUCGUUUAACCCCAGGUUCUGGAGCACGCGCGCUAAAGCGACAUACGAUCCAAAUUCCAACAUCAUCCGGCUGACAGUCCCCUAUUCGACAAGCGCAUACCAGCCAAAACCAGGCACUUACUACUAUAUCCACGUGUUGAACGAUGCCCGUUUCUGGGAGAGCCAUCCCUUCACGGUGGCCUCAACGACGGCCCGGCAUUCCCCCAAUGCCGACCAGACUAGCCGCCGCGACUCCAUCCCCGCAGACGAGGUCUCGCUGCUCCUCCAAGGCGAACCCGGCCCCGCAUCAUCCACCGCGGCACUCGGACCACACCGUCCGCAGAACCCGCCCCCGCCCGCCACCAUGACCUUCCUCCUGCGGCCCUACGACGGCUUCACCCGGCGCCUGCGCGACACCGCCGCCGCCGCCGCGGGGCAUCACUCCUCCUCCCCGUCCCGACCACCCCCCGCGGCGUCGCUGCGCGUCCUCGUCGACGGGCCCUACGGCCACACGCAGCGCUUCGACCGCUUCGACGUCAUCCUGUUUGUCGUCGGCGGCAGCGGCAUCGUCGUGCCGCUGUCGCACCUCGCGAGCCUGUCGUCGUCGUCGCGGUCCGUGCGCGUCGUCUGGGCGGCGCGGGAGGAGCAGUUCGCCGCCGAGGUCCUGCGCGAGGACUUUGGCGGCGCCGGCGUGCUGGAUGGCGGGUGGUUGGCCCUCGAUGUGUAUAUCACGGGGGGGUCCGGAUACGGGCACGGACAUGGUAGGCCGCCCGCCUGGCCGGAGGCGGUGACGGUGUUGCAUGGUAGGCCUGACGUUUGCGCCGAGGUGGAGUGUGCGGCUAGGACUGUCGGGGCUGGAAGCCUCGCGGUGGUGGCGUGUGGGCCGGCGAGGAUGGCAGAUGAUGCGCGGCGAGCUGUCGUGGAUAUGUUGGGGAGGGGGUCGAAUAUAGAGUAUUUCGAGGAGAGUUUUAGAUGGUAGAAUGUAGAGGCUGGUGGAUAGACCAAGGCUGGGAGGUGGGACUGUGAGCAUCUUAUCUUGUUUAGAUUCCUAUAGAAAAUAUAUAGCGUAUGUGCAUUGAUUCUAACAGUUUUUGGCCCAUGA
Phialemonium atrogriseum is the source of this 2475-nucleotide messenger RNA. RefSeq names its product ferric reductase like transmembrane component-domain-containing protein. Gene Ontology annotation, molecular function: ferric-chelate reductase activity. Gene Ontology annotation, cellular component: plasma membrane. Gene Ontology annotation, biological process: iron ion transport; intracellular iron ion homeostasis; copper ion import. The transcript has 7 exons. Lineage: Eukaryota; Fungi; Ascomycota; Sordariomycetes; Cephalothecales; Cephalothecaceae. The record is from RefSeq and is a predicted model, not a curated record. Bases 46 to 2352 code for a protein of 768 amino acids.